AUGGAGCUAAAGACUACGGACUAUAAAGCUACAACCAGAGUUUACGGGCCACAGGCUGCAGCAGGCUACGGGCCACAGGCUGCAGCCGGCUACGGCCCACAGGCUGCAACCGGCUACGGCCCACAGGCUGCAGCCGGCUACGGGCCACAGGCUGCAGCAGGCUACGGGCCACAGGCUGCAGCAGGCUACGGGCCACAGGGUGCAGCCGGCUACGGCCCACAGGCUGCAGCCGGCUACGGGCCACAGGCUGCAGCAGGCUACGGGCCACAGGCUGCAGCCGGCUACGGGCCACAGGCUGCAGCAGGCUACGGGCCACAGGCUGCAGGCGGCUACGGCCCACAGGCUGCAGCCGGCUACGGCCCACAGGCUGCAGCCGGCUACGGGCCACAGGCUGCAGCCGGCUACGGGCCACAGGCUGCAGCAGGCUACAGGCCACAGGCUGCAGCCGGCUACGGCCCACAGGCUGCAGCCGGCUACGGGCCACAGGCUGCAGCCGGCUACGGGCCACAGGCUGCAGCAGGCUACGGGCCACAGGCUGCAGCCGGCUACGGCCCACAGGCUGCAGCCGGCUACGGGCCACAGGGUGCAGUAGGCUACGGGCCACAGGCUGCAGCAGGCUACGGCCCACAGGCUGCAGCCGGCUACGGGCCACAGGCUGCAGCAGGCUACGGGCCACAGGCUGCACCCGGCUACGGCCCACAGGCUGCAGCCGGCUACGGCCCACAGGCUGCAGCCGGCUACGGGCCACAGGCUGCAGCAGGCUACGGCCCACAGGCUGCAGCCGGCUACGGCCCACAGGCUGCAGCCGGCUACGGGCCACAGGCUGCAGCCGGCUACGGCCCACAGGCUGCAGCAGGCUACGGGCCACAGGCUGCAGCCGGCUACGGCCCACUGGCUGCAGCAGGCUACGGGCCACAGGCUGCAGCAGGCUACGGGCCACAGGCUGCAGGCGGCUACGGGCCACAGGGUGCAGCCGGCAACGGGCCACAGGCUGCAGCCGGCAACGGGCCACAGGGUGCAGCCGGCUACGGGCCACAGGGUGCAGCCGGCUACGGGCCACAGGCUGCAGGCGGCUACGGGCCACAGGCUGCAGGCGGCUACGGGCCACAGGGUGCAGCCGGCUACGGGCCACAGGCUGCAGCUGGCUACGGGCCACAGGGUGCAGGCGGCUACGGGCCACAGGCUGCAGCUGGCUACGGGCCACAGGGUGCAGGCGGCUACGGGCCACAGGGUGCAGCCGGCUACGGGCCACAGGGUGCAGGCGGCUACGGGCCACAGGGUGCAGGCGGCUACGGGCCACAGGCUGCAGCUGGCUACGGGCCACAGGGUGCAGGCGGCUACGGGCCACAGGGUGCAGGCGGCUACGGGCCACAGGCUGCAGCUGGCUACGGGCCACAGGCUGCAGGCGGCUACGGGCCACAGGGUGCAGGCGGCUACGGGCCACAGGGUGCAGCCGGCUACGGGCCACAGGGUGCAGGCGGCUACGGGCCACAGGCUGCAGCUGGCUACGGGCCACAGGGUGCAGGCGGCUACGGGCCACAGGGUGCAGCCGGCUACGGGCCACAGGCUGCAGCUGGCUACGGGCCACAGGCUGCAGGCGGCUACGGGCCACAGGCUGCAGCUGGCUACGGGCCACUGGGUGCAGCCGGCUACGGGCCACAGGCUGCAGCUGGCUACGGGCCACAGGGUGCAGCCGGCUACGGGCCACAGGCUGCAGCUGGCUACGGGCCACAGGGUGCAGCCGGCUACGGGCCACAGGCUGCAGCUGGCUACGGGCCACAGGGUGCAGCCGGCUACGGGCCACAGGCUGCAGCUGGCUACGGGCCACAGGGUGCAGCCGGCUACGGGCCACAGGCUGCAUGCGGCUACGGGCCACAGGGUGCAGCCGGCUACGGGCCACAGGCUGCAGCCGGCUACGGGCCACAGGUACCAUACAAGUAA
Procambarus clarkii (red swamp crayfish) is the source of this 1941-nucleotide messenger RNA. RefSeq names its product spidroin-2-like. Lineage: Eukaryota; Metazoa; Arthropoda; Malacostraca; Decapoda; Cambaridae. The record is from RefSeq and is a predicted model, not a curated record.